ACUUUACUAAGUGGGAAACACUUCUUCUCUCUUCCGGGUUGCUUUGUUACUUAAUGGUGAAAAGUUUUAAGAAAACCGUCUGCGCUAGAAGUUUUAAACAUGUGCACAACGGUAUUAUAUUUUAUAUCAAGGGCGCUACUUAAUGAUUCAGGAUUCGGAUAAGUCUCUUUGAUCAUCCUUAAAGCAGGACAAACAGUAUUUUGCAUAGAUAUAUUUCCGGCGUUUCAUAUACAACCAGCCGUUUAUAAAACUCACCCAUGGGAAAAGCAGAGUCAAAGCACGAAUGGACACCUUCAAGGAAACCUUGCCAAGAGGAUGAAAUGCCACAUCCGAAACAAGUUAAAACGGAUGAUGGUUCCUAUGUAUGGAUUGUUGAAGACAUGGAUCUCUUAAUGCGAUUCGUUUUCCUAGGGUCAGACACUGCGUACAGUGCAUCAAACAAACAUCCAGAACGAAAGUAUGCUGAAUGUAUAGACAGAUUGAUUGUCAAAGGAAGAGGAGAAGAUGUUGUGCGUCUUAUAUCAACAAUAAGUCAUUGUGGAUGGGCUCCAAGGCAGAAUUAUUUAAUAUUUGCACUUGCAGUUUGUGCGAGAUCUAACAACAUUGUAACUAAGAAACUGGCUUACGACGAGCUGUACAACAUUUGUCGUACUCCGACCCACUUUUUCUUGUUUGUUCAUUAUUGCAAACAAGAAAGUGGUUCAUCAAAGGGCUGGGGAAGAGCUCAUAGAAGGGCUGUAUUAAAAUGGUACGAAGACAAAAGUAGAAACCCUGAAGGUCUUGCGCGUCUUUUGACAAAAUAUAAAGCACGUAAAGUGGCUACAAAUGAUGGAAAGGUAGAGAGUUGGUCUCAUAGGGACAUUUUUCGACUUGCUCACCCAUCACCAUCUGAUGAUCUGAUGAAACUGGUGAUGAAUUUUGUCCUGAAUGGCUGUGGGAAAGCUCAAAAUCUUGCGUCCAAGGAAUCAGAAAAUACUGACAGAGUUACGAAGUUUUUGACUUACAUUGAGGGAACAACGAAAGCAAAGAAAUGCACUGAUGAAAAUGAUAUGGUAGAGCUUAUAAAGAGAUAUAGGCUAGAAAGAGAACACGUUCCAACGCAAAUGGUGAACUCAGAAAGCGUUUGUGAAGCACUUAUCCAGAACAUGAAGCCUGAAGCUAAGAUUCGCAAUAUCGGCAUGCUGUCUGCCAAAGGCUUUUGUGGUGAAAAUUCCGACAUCGAAAAAGAAAUAGUAGAGACGCUUACAGAUGCUAAGAUUUUACAUGACGCAAGGGUACAUCCUCUAAAGGUGCUAUCGGCGUUAUUGACGUACGAAAACGGAAAGAGCACAAAAGGGAAAUUAGAAUGGACUGUGAAUAAGAAUAUUGUGAAGGCUCUGAACGAAGCUUAUUAUUUAUCUUUUGAUGUCCUACUUCCAACAAAGAAGAGUUUCCUGCUUGCAGUCAAUGUAAGCGACAAAAUGAAAGAUCCAUGUGAAGGCUGUCCCGCAGUGAAAUGUCACCAGGCUGCGGCCGCGAUGAUGAUGAUGACCGUUCGAACUGAAACCAAAUGUAAGAUAUUUGGGUUCUCUGAAGCUUUGACACGAAUUCGCAUUGCCAAGACAGACACACUUUCUCAGAUUGAAGAGAAAAUGGAUUCGCUGCAAGGGGGAAAAGCUGAUAGUGCACUACCAAUGAUGUGGGCCAAAGAAAACAAAAAGAAGAUAGACGUUUUUAUCGUGUACACUGACAACCUGCGUACCAAAGGGCAAGUUCAUCCAUCAAAGGCCUUAAAGGACUAUAGAAACGAAAUGAAUAUACCUGAGGCGAAACUAGUUGUGGUGGCGAUGGCACCUAACAAUUAUACAGAUGCAGAUCCUGAAGAAACUGUGGUAACGGCUGUAGAAAAUCUCCGUACUGAAGAACCUGAGAAGCCUGAUUACGGAGCGAUAAACAUUGUCGGUUUUGAUGCUAAUGCGGCCAUACUUAUAGCAAAAUUCAUUCGCGGAGAAAUAUAAAUUAUGCACCCAAGUGGCUUGAAUAAUUGACGUUUUGUUUUGUAACUCUCAACGGCUUAUCGGUCGAACAGCUACUAAGCAAGUAUUUCAGAGAAAGUAAAUGCUGUCCUAUGACAACGAAAUUUGAUGUGUCUAGUAUGGUGGCUAAUUUUGAGAUAUUAUAUAUAAGAACGACCGGAAUUUGUUUUUCUUGAAUAAAUUUAACCGGUAUUACCGCCUUUGAGCGACCUGCGUCCACGCCGUGUCGAUCUCUUACGCACGUAAUGGUGACACGGGGCACCGUAUGUAAACAUGCAGAAAGAUGUUUUGUAUUACUUUAGAUAAAGCAUUGUACACUGUGCCGGUAAAUCAUUUUCAUUAGGUAUCCAAAGCACCUUAAGGUAGAUGACCUUUUGGAAAAGACGCCAUAUCCUUUUUCUUUCAAGGUAUAAUGUAAAUCAUUCACGCUUCGUUAGUCACAUAUUCCCAAUUGAUUUGUAGCGUGUAAAUUUCAUACCACCUACCUGACGUCACCAAUGACAUCAAGUUAAUGAGUGUCUUACCCAGCCAAAAGAACAAAAUGUUUCUCAUUACGUUGCUAAAAUGCAGAUGUAACAAACAAAUUAGUUUCGCGAUGACAAAUAGGCACUCGCCUUAUUGCGCUCUAAUUUCGUGCAAAAUCUUUGCUAGUGAGAUCGUGCAUUUUUCCGAUACAAAUCAAAUAACCCAUAAAUGCAGACAUCACAAUAUCAUAAUUAUAAGGACGUGUUUUAGCUCAUACGGCAGGAAUCACCCGGUCGCAGUCAUUAUGAGAAUUUUCAGUUUAGGUCACAUAGACGGUUUAGAUAUUUUACGAUUGGUAUCUUAUGUUUCAUUUAAAACAACUUAUCAAGUAAAUUACAUGAAUCUAGUUUCCACUGAAAUGUUUUAAUAUCUUGCAGAGAUAUCAACAUUGAAGUGUGCAGUUAGAAAAACAGUUCAGUGUAAACUUUACCUACUACAUUUUUCUUUGUUUCCAAUAUCAAACUGCACUAGAGCUGUCCUACUUGACCUGGCAUCAACGUCUGCGUCCUUCCGCGUCCACGUCUUAGUCAAAGUUUUGAUGCGCUUAUCUCUGUUAUUAUUUAAUGGAAUUGCUUCCAGCCUUAAAUAGAUUUUCCUAAUCAUCACUCAUAUCAUAUGGCACAAGAACCAUAAGCCGCGCCAAUUUUCAUGAAUUAUCCCCCAUUUUUACUUAGAAUUGCAGGUGCCUUUUCACUCUAUCUCAGUAAUAUCAGACUAUAUGCUGUUUAGAAAGAAUGGGUGGUCAGAUCUCAGUUUAGUUUGACUAUGUGUCUGAUCAGCGUAGAAGGUCUAUAAUUAUGUAUAUACUUAUUUUAACAUAGGAGGGUUACGUUAAAUCCUAAUACAAUUUUCUAAUUAUGACGUUUUGAUAUUCGCUCUAUCCGUUGAUAUUUUAAUGUUUUUUUCUUUAGAAUUAAGAUAUGUUAGUGUGUCCGUGCCUUAUAUUUGAUAAUUCGCUAUAAGCGUAUUCGAUGUAACCGUUUUGUUUUACAUAGAAUAAAGAAGUGGGAAGACGGGACGUUUGAAAUUGUUUCUUAGAACCGGAAAUUCGUUAUAACCAUGUUCGCUAUUAGAGAAGUUUUGUAUAAUGAGAGAUGUUUGCUUUCCUAGUUUUUUUUAGCUCGACUAUUCAAAGAAUAGUAGAGCUAUUGGACUCGCCCGUGCGUCGGCGUCCGCGUCCCGAUUUGGUUAAGUUUGUGUAUGUAAGCUGGUAUCUCAGUACCAACUAAUGGGAAUGGAUUGAAACUUCACACACUUGUUCACUGUCAUCAUCUGACAUGCACUAAGCAGGUCCCAUAACUCUACUUCGCAUUUUUUUUCAAAAUCAUGCCCCUUUUUUGCUUAGAAGUAUUUGGUUAAGUUUUUGUAUGUAAGUUGGUAUCUCAGUAUCCACUAAUGAGAAUUGAUUGAAACUUCACACGCUUAUUUACUGUCAUGAGCUGUCAUGAGAUGUGCAGGUCCUCUGCUUUGCAUUUAUUUUCAAAAUAUGCCCCUUUUUCGACUUAGCAGUUUUUGGUUAAGUUUUUUAAUGUAAGCUGGUAUCUCAGUAUCCAGCUAAUGGGAAUGGAUUGAAACUUCACACACUUGUCCACUGUCAUGAGCUGAUAUAAAACACUAUGCAGGUUCCAUAACCCUGUUUCCCAUUUGUAGAAAAUUAUGCCCCUUUUUCGACUUUUGUAUUCAUUCAAUUGAAAAGGUUGUUGAAUAGUCGAGCGUUACUGUCCUCCGACAGCUCUUUUUUCUUUUUUUUUUUUUUUUUUUUUUUUUGCUAAACUUUAUCUUUAUAUUGAAUAAUAGAUUUACAGUUACUACGAAUGUUCUAAUAUAUAUUUGCUUGCUUUUUAUACGCCCGUCUGAAAGGCGGGACUAUUAUAGGAACUCUUAGGGUGGUUCUGGGACGAUCUGUGUAUGAAAAGAAUUGGAACCACUGCCUUACCCUUGCAUGAUCGUAAGAGGUGACUAAUAGGGUCUUAACACUUGGUUUUGCAGUAACUCUGUGCAAAUUUUGACUUCAUACCUCAUGUUUUUAUUUUGAUGUAAAUGAAAAGUGAAACCAAAAUUUAUAGUCCUGUUUGGCGCCAUAUAACCUAUACUGUGUUGGUGCGCCGUAAACCCCCCCCCCCCCCCAAAAAAAAAAUAAUAAAUGGUGGUGGGCGGGCGUCGGAAGGGCGAUCGGCCGGCGUCCACAAACAUUUCUGGAGCGUUUCUUCUUCAUGCAUAGAGGGAUUUCGAUUUAACUUGGCACAAAUGUUCACCAUCAUGAGACAAAGUGUCGUGUGCAAAAACCUGGUCCCUAGGUUUAAGUUCAAGGUCACAAAGGCCAAAAGUCAACUACAAGAGAAUGACUCUGUCUGGAGCAUUUCUUCAUGCAUGGAGAUUUUGAUGUUACUUGGCACCAAAAUGUUCACCACUAUGGAGCACCCUUGGUUUUAGAAUUACUUACCUUUAUUGUAACUAAAAAUAGCUAAAAUUGUAACUGUUUUUAUUUCUGGCCGUUGGAAAAAACCAAGACCACUUUUCUGUGUUACAACAUGCAUGUUAUAUCCAUUUUAGGUGUAUUUUGACCCAGCUCUACCCGGUAAGAAGUUUUGUGUGCAGUUAUAUUAUUUAGAUUUUUUAAGGAUUAACUUCCCUUUGUUGUUACUAUAAAUAACUUAUAUCAUAAUUUUUUAUACUGGUAAAAUCCAUAUGCAAAUAGAGGUGCUAGUGUGUAGCAAUUUGAUAUGACGGGCGUAUAUUGUGGCUUUCUGGCACUCUUGUUCAGUAUCGGUAUCUGUAUGAUAUUUAUUCAUUUUGUGAUUUUUAGAGGAAAGGGUAUCAGCAAAACAUGUAUAUAUUGUUUAGAGGACAAUGUUUUGCAUGUCAAAAAAGCAUGCCUAAUAUACCAUUACAUAGAAUGAAGCCUUGUUCCCACAUGCGGAUUCUGAAUUCAAGCUCUUGUAAUGGCAAUCAGUAUGUAAAUACAUAAAUAUUCAAGAGAGUAAAUAGAAUUGUUAUGUUUGUGUCAUUCCCCAUUAUGCUUCAUUUUUAUUAUUAUUUGUUUUAUAUUGAUGACUCAUUGUUACUCUAAAGCCUGUCCUAGGUUUGAGACAUUAUGUAUUUCAAUCAGUUAUUUAGUUAUAGUCUAUGGUUUUCUAGAAGGUUCAAGCAACAGGCUGUUUACAUUAUUGUAAAGUCUGGAUUAUUCUGGAUUUUUCCAGAAUCUUCUUUUUAUUCUUUGUGAUACAUGUAACAUGAAAUUGCUGGAACCUUCCAUGAUGCUUUAAAUUUCGACACUGUUUGAGGGCAGGGAAAAACCUAAGUAACAUUUUACUGAAAAACGUUCAAGUAUUUUUAGAAAGCAAAAUAUUACCAGUUGUGCUUUAAAAAAAAAGAAAUUUAUCUUUAAAGUGAGGAUUUAAGUUUGUUGAAUAAACUAAAUACAGUUUGAAUACUAUGAGGAAUUCGGAAUUAUUACUAAUUGGAUCGAAUUUUACUAGGACAGGAUUUGGAAUAUUCUUGCAUAUCAGACUAGAUUUUACGGCUAGUUGACAUUAUAAAGGCAUUUUAAUUGUUAAUAUUCGUUAUAAACUUCGUUAUUGUU
Molecule: messenger RNA, 6123 nt
Organism: Mercenaria mercenaria
Lineage: Eukaryota; Metazoa; Mollusca; Bivalvia; Venerida; Veneridae
Product: RNA-binding protein RO60-like
Exons: 4
Coding region: 258-1997 (579 amino acids)
Cellular component (GO): ribonucleoprotein complex
Molecular function (GO): RNA binding
Source: RefSeq, a predicted model, not a curated record